Molecule: messenger RNA, 936 nt
Organism: Solanum tuberosum (potato)
Lineage: Eukaryota; Viridiplantae; Streptophyta; Magnoliopsida; Solanales; Solanaceae
Exons: 2
Coding region: 1-936 (311 amino acids)
Source: RefSeq, a predicted model, not a curated record
AUGGUGGAUCAAGCUAAAUUGGCAGCAGAUGUUCGAAAUAAUCAAUUGCCGACUCAGAAUUUGGAGAAGCAGUUUGGGCAGUUUGCUAGUUCCCAAAAUUCCCGACCACAAGGGAGUUUGCCGGGAAAUACCGACCCUAACCCGAAGCAGGUAAAUGUUGUGAGUACUCGGAGUGGUCGUCCAUUGGAGGAGUUGCCACCAAAGGCAAAAGUUGUUGAGAAAAAAGUAACACAUGUAGAUGAAGCAGAACCAAGUGAGCAAAGGGCAAAUGAGGAACCAAAAGCAAAACCACCUCCUCCAUUCCCACAUAGAUUCAAAAAACAAAGGGAGGAGGAAUGUUUUGGUAAGUUUAUUGAAUUACUCAAACAGGUACAUGUUAACUUGCCUUUGAUAGAUGUGUUGCAGAGCAUUCCUAAGUACGCCAAAUAUGUGAAAGAUGUGGUAGCCAACAAGAGUAGAUUGGUUGAGUAUGCAAUAGUAGCACUCACAGAGGAGUGCAGUUCUAGGAUCCAGAACAGAUGUGUUGAGGCAAGAGGUUUAUGCGAUUUGGGUGCAAGUAUCGAUUUAAUGCCUACUUCCAUGUUUCUCAAAUUAGGACUAGGAAGACCCAAGCCCACAACCAUUAUGUUGCAAUUAGCGGACCGUUCAGUGUCAAAGCCAAAUGGCGUUAUUGAAGAUGUCUUGGUUCAAGUAGGAACUCUGAUUUUCCCCGUGGACUUUGUCAUUUUGGAUUUUGAGCCUGACCCAGAGGUCCCAUUUAUUUUGGGACGCCCAUUUCUAGCAACCGAAGGUGCAUUAAUUGAAGUGGUGGCCGGUAGACUAACAAUGAGGGCUCAUGACAAGGUCGAGGUAUUUGAUGUAUACAAGGCAAUGAAGUUGCCUGCAAUAUAUGAGGAGCUGUCUGCAAUUACAGUUAUUGAUAAAGCUAUGGAUUGA